ACACACAUGCGCGCGCAUUGUACGCUCGAUCGCUGGCUCUGUCUGUUAUCUCUUCACUUAUCUUUUUCCGAUCCGAGGCGCCGUGUAGUGGUACCGAAUGACUGCUUAUCUGACGACUCGGAGCUGAAAUAAUUGUUUAUUUCAAGCAUAACUCUUCAAUGUUUAAGUAUGGCGACUUCGACUCUUGAAGCACUUCGAACUUCCAAGAAGGGGAACCUUAUAUACGACAAAUAUUGGCUCGAAGAUGGACGUGUAGAGGAUGUGAUCACUCAUUGUUCAUCUCCUCCUUCUGUGUCGGUUGAUCUGCUCGCUGCUGCUCUCUCCAAAGUCCAGCUAGCUUCCCCCAUUACAGAGGAACAGAGAGAUUCUAUAGAAACAGGAAGCAGGAAGAACAAAAGUGGCUUAGUCAGUGAUGAUGUAGAGGUUGACCACAACUAUAGCAGAAGGAUAUCAGUGGAAACUAGCCCAAAUGUGUUGAAUGAAAAGAGCCAUGUUGAACGUGCCCUCCUCCAAUGUGAACAGGAAUGGGAGAAGGUUGCCAAGGAGAGAGUUAAAGAGAGACAAUGGCAGUUACAGGAACACUCUAAGCAGGUCCAAGAACAAGCAGAGCAGAAUGUGGCCUUGAAAGCCCAGCAGAGGGAACUGAAGCAACAGGCCCUGGUCCAGAUGAUGAGACAGGCCCAAAGAGAGGUGGAUGAGAUGAGGGAAAAGAGACUCUUACAUCAGCAAGAACGUCAUAGAUUACAUGUGAAGAGGCUGGAUGCUAAAAUGAAAGCUGCUGUUCUACAAAGAGAAGCUGAUGAAAUGGAGAAAAGGAAGAGAGCGAAAGAGCGACAGGACUUCCAGCAGAGUUUAAGUCGAGUAAAGAGUCAGGUAGAUGAGGCAGCCAAGAAGAUACUUCAUCUGCUCCAAUCUUGCUCUCACAAAGAACACCUGUCUGAGGAGUCUAGAAAGCUCCCAACAGUAAUCCAAGCUCUAUGUAAAAAGGCUGAAUCCCUUGUACAUGAAGCUUCAGAAGUGGAAUCUUUCAGAGGCUUGGAGAGGACCAUGCAGACGGUUGUGGAACAACUUGUGUUGAAACAAGAAGAGGCAAUCAAAGCAAUAGCUGAAGCAGAGAGACAUUAUCAGGAAGAAGUGACAAGGAAGGAGAAAGAGAAGGAGAGGCUGGAGAAGGAGAAAGAACAAGCCAAGAAAUUAGAAACCAAACCAGAACCCAAACAACCAGAGCCAUCUACAGCAGCAGUAGCAGAUGCUUCCCUUGAAUCCUGUAUUAGUCCAGAUGCACUGAAGGAGUACACCAGUCUCCAAGAUAAGCAUAAAAUGUUGGAAGAAAGCUGCAAGGGACUUAGUAAAACCACCGAUAAAGAUGUGAAGAAGUAUCGGUUUGACCUUCAGAAAGCAGUAAACACACCCAUCAACUCGGUGUCUGUCCAGUCGGGCUCCCAUCUCCUUGAUAAGCUCAGUCGUCUAAAGGAUCUGCUCAUGGGCCGUGAGGUCCAGAUGGUCAACCGUAGGGUCAAGGCAACACAGCCAACAGGGGUGACAUAUGUCAAGGAUCUUGCUGCUAAGAAGCUAGUGAAACAAGGUGAUGAGCAGGUCUCAUCCAAUCACGAGUCGGCGUUUGCCUAUGCAGCAAUAGCAGUGGCACUCUGGCAGGAUAUACCAGACAUGGGUGAUCUGUUUCUAUAUCACUUCUACGCAAGUUGUCCCUUUCUGGUUCCUUAUCACAUGGCCAAAAGAGAUGAUCAAAGUCUUGAGGACUAUUACAAAUGCCUUGGUUACUGCUAUGAGAGUGAAGGUCAAAUAGAGAAGCAAGAUAAGUACCUGAAAAGGAUGUCGGGAUUCACUAGAUUAUAUGCAGCUAUCAUUGCUACUCCACCUCUUCGAGGACAGUCUCAUCCCCAUGGCGUAGAAAGAGGAUGGAUCUUUAUCUCUCGGGUUUUGAACCUCAAACCUCAGCCGGACAUCACUGCAACUACUCUCUUUGACUUCCUAGAGGUUUGUGGUCAGACAUUAUCAGAGGCAUAUGGAAAACAAUUCUUCAAGCUCUUACAAACAAUCUAUAAAAAUUACUUCCCAAAGAUUGAAGCUGUUACUCCACAAGGUUCUGGUGGUCCAGUAAUGAGACUAAAAAGCUUUUUAGAGGAUUGUCUGAAGAGACAGAGAGUGCCACCUCCCAAGGGUUUCCUCACAUCAGAUUUCUGGAGGUCAUGACCUCUGAAGGUCGUGACCCUUCGAACCUACUCUCACGGCUAGAUAUUUCCUGUUCCAUGACCUCUUAAGGUCGUGAACCUUCAAAUCUACUCUCGCGUUUAGAUCAGACUACCGGAGGUCAUGCCCACUGAAAGUCAAGACCCUUCAAAUCUACUCCAUGGCUACAAAUUUCCUAUUCCAUGAUCACUGAAGGUCAGACCCUACAAAUCUACGGAGGUCAUGAAGGUUGUGACCCUUCAAAUCUACUCUUGACAGCUAGGAAUGUCCUUUUCCAUGACUCGACACUAUGUUUUCUGGGAUUGAGAUUUGUACUUGAUAAAGCAUAUCUUUUGAAAUAGAAUUUCAUAAUUAAGUAAAUAUCCAAAUAAUUUUCAAUGAAUGUUUCGGAAGAAAUUUGUUUAGUUGUUUUUUUAGGCUUAUUACACACCACCCCCUUUUAAUGCAUUCUAUUCCAGCUUCAGGUUUCUCAAAAUGGAUUUGCUGAUGGUUGGGUUACCCAUUAUUUUUAUGCAUCCAUGUCUCUGAUGGGAUCAUAAGCGAGCCAUGUGCUUUAUAGUGACCCCGUUCUUUCUUAAAUAGGAAUAUCAAGUCUUGGCCUUGUUAUACAAAGGACACAAUUAAUUGCAAAACUGACUUGGGCUAAAAAAGAUGAUUGUUGUUUACACAUUUUGUUUAUGAGACUGACCAGUACAGUAUAAUUAGGUAAAAAUUAUUCUUUCAUAUUAUGAUUGAUCACCAACUCAUGUAACAAUGUAAUAUGAUAACUUGCUAACUGUGAAUUAGCUUUAUAUCACUUUAUCCAAGGAUAGAGCCUCCAAAUCAUUCUCAUGGCAAAUUUGAAAAUCAGGACAAAUGCUGCAUUUUGAUAUUCAGAGCUCAGUUAAUAGGAAGAAAUAUAUUUGUCCAUAUAAUUUCUGAAGCCUAUCUUUAGGUUUGGUAAAUACCCCAAAAUGCGACUAUGAAUGAUUCAAUUUAUUACUAGAUUAUAUGAUCGUUAAUGCCCUAACAGUUAUGUUGUGGAGAAUAUGAAAUGAAAAUGUGUUUUAUAGAAUAAAUUUUGUGAUUUUACAUGAAAAUGUGCCCGAUCAUAGUAAAUAUCUGUGGUUUUUAUACACCCGUCCUAGGAUGGGACGUAUUAUGGUAUCACCCUCGGUGUCCGUCCGUUAACUUUUCCUUGUAAACGCGAUAACUUCAGUUUGACUUAACCUAGGCUCAUAUAAUUUGGUGUGUAUGAUACUAGCAUGAAUCCCAGGAAGCCUCUUGAUUUUGAGGUCCAAAGGUCAAGGCCACAGUUACAUAUUUUCAUCUUACCCUUCUGCAGUCCUUGUAAACGCAAUAACUUCAGUUUAACUUAACCUACAUGUAGGCUCAUAUAAUUGGCCCUUCCUGCCUUGAAAGCUUUGGCCGAAGGGGGGAGGGAGGGGGGGCUUUCCUCUAGAAUUAAUAUUUUUACUAAGAAUAAUGUUGAAUAUAUAUCAUGAUACUUCAUUGUAACUUUGGCUAGAUAUUUUUCAGAUUAAGAGAUUUAUGAUUUUUAAGUACAGAAGUAUGAUUUGUAUUUAUUUCAAGAAUGUUUGUUUUGAUAUAUGAUUACAAAAUUAUAUUAUUUUAGAAAAGUGAGAAAUCAUGAAUUAGAAAAUCAAUAUUAUUUUGGGGCUCAAAGAGUUGUCAGAUCAAGAUAUGUAUUGUUUUCGAUUUAAUUUGUAACUAUUAAACAGUCACAUGAUUUGAUUUACCUGAUCUUUUGAUUUACCAGAAAAACAUCUAUUAUUUCAGAAAAAGUAACAAAUUAUGAAUUUUAAAAUUACAAAUAUUUCAGGGUUUAUGUAAUCGCUUUAGAGCAAGGAAAAUUGAAGUUUUGUGUUUCAGUCUUUGCAUUCAAAUAUACUUCAUACAUCAAGUAUAUUUACAUAAACACACUCUUUGUUCAAUUAUAUCAUUUGUGAUUCAAUUGCUUUACAAAAUCCAUUGAAUAUCAUUUUGUAAAAGUUCACAUACCAUUAGAUACAAUAAUUAUGAAUAUGUAGGGUAUUUUGUAGGCAAGUUUUAGCUUUCUUAUCUACCUACUUUUUGUCCCCGGUCGAGUCCACAAAGUUUUAUCCCAGGAUGUGUUUUAUGGACAAUGAGCAACAUUUCUUAAUAUUUUGCUAGAUAGGUCUUAAGAGUUUUGCUUUUGCCGUCACUUGGUUUGGUACUAUUAGUAGCUCUGAUAUAUUGAAUACAAGUUCAAUUUUGAACUGUACCGCUUUUCUAUUUCAUUUUGUCCAUGAUUUAAACAUAACCAGUUUUGAAAUGUGACUUUAGAAAAAAAAAAUUUUUGCAGAUGUGUAAAUAAAAAAAAAUCAUAAAUUAAAGGAGUGAAGUGAGUCAAGGCCAAGAAUGUUAGAAUUAAUGUAUUUCCCUUUAGCUAGAAACUUGUUAGCACAUGACAAUCAAUUAUAUUUAAUCCUAUGACUAUGAGCAAAGUCAAUACCUUGUUUUCAUGAAAGGAAUACUUUUAAUUAAAUGAAAUGUAUAUUACAGGAUAUAUUUGAAGAUCUUGUUAUUCUAAAGUAAGGACACUGAAAGAUUAUAUAAUGUAUGAAAUGUGGACAUCAAUAUAGCUACCCUAAAUUUUUGUAAUUUAUUUUCAUAUGUGGAAUGGGUAAUAUUAAUAAAUUUAAAGUACAUGUAUGGCAACAGCUUGAUUUAAUUAUCCUUAAUUUGUUUCAUUCCUGGUCAAUUUCUCUUAGACAAAUACGAUUGUUUUUCUUGAUCUGCUUUCACACAAAUUUUAUCAUUACCAACAUUGAAUUGCUGUUUAAGUAUGUCCAAUGUAAGUUACAGCAGAUACAACUUCAUUAUGUACUGGUAUAUAGCCUAUUUAUUGCUGGGGUUAAACUAGCAGGUAUGCUGUCCUAAAACAUCCAUACGUAUUACUUCUGAAGGGAUUCAUAAGUUUUAUCACUGGAUACACAUUCUUU
This is a messenger RNA of Lytechinus pictus (painted urchin), 5177 nucleotides long. Its product is annotated as mRNA export factor GLE1-like. The coding region runs from base 169 to 2214 and encodes 681 amino acids. The record is from RefSeq and is a predicted model, not a curated record. Gene Ontology annotation, biological process: poly(A)+ mRNA export from nucleus. The transcript is spliced from 16 exons. NCBI's taxonomy places the organism in Eukaryota, Metazoa, Echinodermata, Echinoidea, Temnopleuroida, Toxopneustidae. Gene Ontology annotation, cellular component: nuclear pore; nuclear pore cytoplasmic filaments; cytoplasm. Gene Ontology annotation, molecular function: inositol hexakisphosphate binding; translation initiation factor binding; phospholipid binding.